This is a messenger RNA of Penicillium odoratum, 2637 nucleotides long. Its product is annotated as tRNA (cytosine-C5-)-methyltransferase. The transcript is spliced from 4 exons. Gene Ontology annotation, cellular component: cytoplasm; nucleus. Lineage: Eukaryota; Fungi; Ascomycota; Eurotiomycetes; Eurotiales; Aspergillaceae. Gene Ontology annotation, molecular function: tRNA (cytidine-N5)-methyltransferase activity; tRNA binding. The coding region runs from base 1 to 2637 and encodes 878 amino acids. Gene Ontology annotation, biological process: tRNA methylation. The record is from RefSeq and is a predicted model, not a curated record.
AUGGGAAAACGAGGUGGAAAGAAGUUCAACCGUGGUGGUGCUCGUGGAGGCGGCCGUCGCGCCGAUAACUGGCAAGACAUCACCAGAACCAACGAGAAGCUUGAGCGCUACUACAAUGAGCCUGAAUUUCUUGCCGAUGAGGAAAGAGAAGCUUUCUGGACGCAUCUCCAGCGGGAUCUUCCCAACAGCUUCCGUUUCACUGGCUCUCGUGGCCACGCGCUUGCUGUCCAGCAACGUCUCCGUGACUUCUAUGUCCCCGAAAUAACCUCCAUCAAAUAUGAGGACCAGUUUGUCGACCCCCCGCGCCCGGUUGAGUGGUACCCGGACCAGCUUGCUUGGUGGAUGACAACCCCCAAGCAGGUCAUUCGCCGAUUUGCUCCCUUCUCUUCAUUCCAAAAGUUCCUUGUUGCCGAGACCGAAGUCGGAAACAUCAGUCGUCAGGAGGUUGUCAGCAUGAUUCCUCCCCUUCUCAUGGAUCUUCGUCCCGGUAUGACCUGCCUGGACAUGUGCGCUGCACCAGGUAGCAAGUCUUGCCAGCUGAUGGAGCUGAUCCAUGCGGGUGAGGAGGAUUCUAUUCUGGAUGUUGCCCAGAAGGUUAAGGAAGGCACUGCUGCGCCUGAGCCUCUCGGCCCAGAGGGAUUGAACGACGACGGCAGGACCACUGGUCUGUUGAUUGCCAACGACAGCGACUACAAGCGUGCGCACAUGCUUAUCCACCAGAUGAAGCGCCUGAGCUCGCCGAACCUGAUUGUUACAAACCACGACGCUACAAUGUAUCCAUCCAUUAAGCUUCCCCCGCUUCCUUCCACUGAUGGCAAGCCCCAGAAGGGCCGCUACUUGAAGUUUGAUCGCAUUCUUGCCGAUGUGCCCUGCUCAGGUGAUGGUACUGCCCGUAAAAACUACAACGUGUGGAAGGAUUGGAACCCCGCCAAUGGCCUUGGACUCCACCUCACUCAGGUCAAGAUCUUGAUUCGUGCCCUGCAGAUGCUGAAGGUUGGUGGACGUGUCGUCUACUCCACCUGCAGUAUGAACCCUGUUGAGAACGAGGCUGUCGUCGCCUGUGCUAUUGAGCGCUGUGGCGGUGCGGCCAACGUCAAGAUCAUUGACUGCAGCCAGGAGCUACCCGGUCUGAAGCGGGCAGCUGGUCUGAAGACCUGGAAGGUCAUGGACCGUGAAGGCCGCAUCUGGUCCAGCUGGAAGGACGUCCAGGAGCACAAGGACCAGGAGGGUGUUGAGGGUCUGGCUAGAUUCUCUGAGAGCUUGUUCCCGCCCAGUGGAGAGAACGCUGAUCUGCCACUUGAGCGCUGCAUGCGUGUAUACCCCCACCACCAAGACACUGGCGGCUUCUUUAUUACUGUUCUUGAGAAGACGGCCGAAAUCAAGGCCAAGGCAGUGGAUCACUCUGCUAUCAUUACUAAGGCGCCCAAGGUACCGAUCGCUGAUCUCGUUGCGGAGCUUGACUCUCGCAAGGACGGUGGCGAGCCCUUGCAGAAGCUGGAUGCCCUCGAUGGCGUUGCGACCCUUGAUGAGGAAACUAAGGCAGACCUUGCGAAGAACGAGUCCGUAGCCGAGGCAACAAACCAGCUCCCGUACUCCGCAACUCUUGAUGCCCCCGCGACUACUGCCCCCGCGACUACUCUGCCCGAGAAGCGCGGCGCGGAAGACCUGGAGGACUCUGUUCCGGCUAAGAAGACCAAGCUUGAUGACGGUAGCGAGGUUCUCAUCGGUGACCGCCCGGUUCACAAGCCCGCCGCCACGGCGAUUGAGGGUGAUAGCACUCCCGCAGUUCUGUCGGAUAAGCCCAAGAAGAAGGCGCCCCAGGAGGAUCCGUAUAAGUAUCUGAACCCUCACCAUGAGGAGCUCGAACCAAUUUACAAGUUCUACGAACUGUCUGAGCGAUUCCCCCGGGACCGCUUCAUGGUUCGCAACGCCGAUGCUACCCCAUCAAGAACUGUCUACUACACUAGCGCCCUUGCCCGGGACAUUCUCACCCAGAACGAAGGCUCUGGCAUGAAGUUUGUUCACUGCGGUGUGAAGAUGUUUGUGAAGCAGGAUGCUCAGCGCGAGAAUGUGUGCCGAUGGCGCAUCCAGACCGAUGGUUUGAAGAUCAUUGAGCCCUGGCUGGGUCCCUCUCGGUCCCUUGUCCUGACCAAGAAGGAGACCCUGCGCAAGCUUCUUGUGCAGAUGUUCCCCAAGGUCUCUGAUAAUGGCUGGCAGGAUCUGGGUGAGAUUGGUGAGCAGGUCCGGGAUAUCCCUAUGGGCUGCAGUAUUCUGCGUGUUGAGCCCAAUGGCAAGGAAGAUGGUCUCACUGAGCGUAUGGUGCUGCCUCUGUGGCGUUCCCUCUAUUCCCUCAACCUCAUGCUUCCCAAGGAAGAACGCCGUGCCAUGCUGCUCCGUAUUUUCAAUGACGAUACCCCGCUAGUCAACCCCCAGAAGAACUUCAAAUCUUCCACUGACAAGUCGGCCUCGGAGACUCCUGCCGUCGAGACUCCGGUCGAGUCCACUGCCGGCGCAGAGGACUCUGCUAUGAAGAACGAGAACAUCCAGAUCGGUCAGGAUGAGCAAGAGUAUGUCGACAGCCGUGAGACCUACACCAAGGCGAACGAUGAGGAAGAUCGCUUUAACACUACUGUUUAA